UCCUGCAAUGUCCCGCUGGAGGAGGACAGUCUGAGUGAACUCGGGAGGGGAAGCGCCCGCCGCGCUGUUAAAACUCUCUGGAUUUACACUCUGCCAUUUUGAGGAAAACCGGCCGACAUCAGCGUUCAGACGCGUCCAUCAAAACACAAGUCAUGACCUGAGUUGGUGAGCAAACCGCUGCGAAAUUAAGAGAAGGCCUCUGAAGUGGGGGACAGUUAACAAAGGAGGAACUGUUGUUUCGAACCGCUCACUGGUCAGCUAUGUGUUCUACAAAUCACUCAAACUGGGUCACAUUUGAAGAUGACAACACACCGCUCUCGUCACCUCAGAAGCCCCUGCAGUCACCAGGGCUUAUCAAAGCAUCGGUACCACGUCCCAAUGGUCUGAAAUUAGUGCUUCCUCCGAUCAGAGACACUUCCUGGAGCCUCAACAGUUCCCUGGAAUCCCCUCAAAGCCACUCAAGUCUUAGUGGCAGUUCCUGUGUACCAUGUAACACGCCCUUUUGCACUCCUGUAAGUGGGGUUCCUAGCAGCUCAUCCCCAUUUCACUCAAACACAAGGGAAAAGAACAACUUCUUCCACAGUUUCUCCACCACCUCUGUUCCCUCCCCUGCGCCAGAGGCCCCGACUCAAACCUCAGAUGGACCAAGCCCUUUCCCUUCUUUCCAGGGGAGAUCAGGACACUUUAAUCCCUUCUGGGAUGGCUCUACAAACAGCGCAGAUGUGGGCAGCUCCUCCUCAGACUCAGAAUCUGACAACAGCCUACCACGUUUCUUUAUUCGGACCAAAGAUGGCAGCGAGCCUCCACGCGACCACCUCCAGAACUCCUUCUCCUACGUUUGCCACAAACUGGAAGGCCUACGAACAGAGACGGACCAGGAAGCAGGGACUGAAAGAGACAGGGAGAGGAGGCUAAGUUGCAAAAACGAGGUUCUGAGUGAUGGUUCAUCUCAGUUUGUUCCUCGGGGGUUGUUUCGCAGCCAGAAGAGAGACGGCUGGUCCGUAAUGCUCAGGAUUCCAGAAAAAAAGAACCGCAUGUCCUCCAGACAGUGGGGUCCCAUCUAUCUCCGCUUGUUGGCGGGAGGCGUGCUGCAGAUGUACUACGAGAAAGGGCUGGAGAAGCCUUUCAAAGAGUUCCAACUUCUCCCUCAAUGUAGGCUCUCAGACCUCAAACUGGAAAGCCAUGGCGAGCCCCGCAAAGUCCUCACAGUAAAGGUGGAACAUUUCUCAUACACAGAAAAGAAACGCUACCACCCGAAGCUGGAGGUCAACCAUGAGGCGGAGGCAGAGCAGCUGCUCAAGUUUGGCUCCACAGUGCACGACGAUAUGGAGGAUCUGGUCGUCUCCAUGGAAGAGGAAAUCUUCAAACUGUCCGUGCCCCACCAACAGAGGCGGCACUACGAGGAGCAAGAGCUGUCGUUGCAGAUCACGGAUCAUAUAUGGAUACAACUGGAUAAGUUUGGAGGAGUCAUGGAGCGGACAGCCUUCACACAGAUUCACUGUCUCGCAUUUCUGAACGGACUAGGGGAUUGUUUUCUGGCCCUGAACGACCUCGGGCUGCUGCGCUUCAACUCCAGCUACGGCUCCGAGGAGGACGGUGAACUGCGGAUGGAGAUCACAGACUGCCACUUUCACAAAUGUGUGAAUGAGUCAGAGUUUCAGAGGUCUCGACUGAUUAAGUUCUCCCCUCCUGAUGCGUGUAGGGUGGAGCUGAUGCGCUACAAGACGAUGUUUUUGGGUUGCACAGAAAUACCCUUCUCGAUCAAAGCCGUGGUCACAGUUCAAGGUGCCUACGUGGAGCUCCAGGCCUUUCUUAACAUGUCGGCAACCUUCCUCUCCACCACGGGGGUGUCUGACUCGUACCCGCUUUGUGAGAACGUGGUGGUGCGUGUGCCGGUACCAGGCGACUGGGUCAAAGUGACACAAACGGUGGCCUUACUGCGACAGAGGUCACUGAAGGCCCGCAUGAACAGAAAUGCCUGCUUGGGCUCCAUCAGCGCUGCAGACUCGCAGCCUGUCAUGCAGGUUUCAAUUGGCACCGUCAAGUAUGAGAAUGUAUAUUCAGCCGUUGUCUGGAGGAUUGACAGGCUGCCCGCAAAGAAUACAGCUGUUGAUCAUCCUCAUUCAUUUUCCUGCAAGCUAGAGCUGGGAUCUGAUCAGGAGAUCCCGAAUGACUGGUACCCCUUUGUCACGAUGGAAUGUGAAAUAAUGGGCGCAGUUGUGUCACAGACCAGAGUCAAGUCACUGGGCACUAAGAAUGACAUCCAGCCACAGAAACAUGUGACCAGUUGGACACGGUAUCAUUGUCAGGCCAAACUCUACUUGUCUAUAAUUGAUGAUGUGAUUGAGAGUAUGAGGGAGCUCUUCUUGGAUGAAGGGCUUGAAGAUCGCGCCCUGGACGAUUUAAGACAUCUUUGGGAGUCAAAGAUGAUGCAGUCAAGAGCAAUGGAAGACUUCAGGAAAAACAACAUCAACACAUCCAACUUUGUGCUGCAGCUUCCAGCCAACUACAGUCAGGCUGAUCAAGAACUCACAGCCUCAGUUGUGAUCCCCGCAAGUCAGAAUAUCCGCAGUUUCCCAGUCAAGAACAACUCGGAGACACUCGCUACUUUCUCUCUCCCUGCUGGGUUAUCCUACCCUGUGCAGAUACCAGCUGGAGUCACCCUGCAAACAGCUUCUGGUCAACUUUACAAGGUCAACGUCCCUGUAGUGGUCACUCAGGCCCUGGCAGGUCAGGAACCUUUAUCCCAACCCACACAGGGAGCUCCGGACCCUCAGUCAGCUACAGUCCCACCCAAUCCCGCUCGUCCUCAGGAGUUGGGGCCAUUGUCUGUGCCAGCUGCUUCUGUCACUCAGCCGCCACAGCCAAACACCACUUUACCCCCCAGUCAGGAAAGCAGCCUUCCCCUGCAGCCACAAGUUCCUGUAGCCAAGACCUUGCCACCUCAGGCAGCUCCCUCUCCAGAGCCAGACGUCACAACGGAAGAGGAUGAGCCAAGUACAGAGCCCGUAAACCUCAGUAUGACCUCCUCGCCCUGCAGUCAGUUAUUAGACUUCCAGAUCAGCACUGAGGAGGCUUUGACACAGACGACUCAAUUAAAGACCAGAGACAUAGAUGACAUUCUCAAAGAGGUGAUCGAGGAGGAGAGAGAAAAAGCCAUAAGGGCGAGAAAUCUUGCUCCCGUGAAGACUGACAGCCAGUCCGACGCCAUUCUUGGGCUGGACCUGGACUAUAACUACAGUGAACUGUCAGACAUCGUUCAGCUGGAUGGUCCCGCAGACGACUCUGACAUCGAGGAGGAAGAGCGAGUUCCUCUAGAAGAGAACGACUUUCUGGGUAUAAUCAACGCAGAGGCCAUAAAGGCCCUGCAGGAAGGAGACGGAAGCAGUGGCGGUAACAGCAUCUCCUCCAGCAGUGACAGCGAAGGAGCCAAUGAGCUCGCUGAUGUAGAGGAGGAGGAUCCUUUGAACUCAGGUGAUGAUGUGAUUGAACAAGACAUCCCAGAUCUCUUUGACACAGACAAUAUAAUUGUUUGCCAGUAUGACAAAAUUCACCGUAGUAAGAACCGCUGGAAGUUCCAUUUGAAAGAUGGAGUGAUGUGUUAUGGCGGAAGAGACUACGUGUUCUCUAAAGCUGUUGGGGAGGCAGAGUGGUAAUGAGCUUUAGUUCUCCUGGACAGAUCAGAUAAUCCUGUUGAAAGAGGAAACAAUAAUUUAAAAGGGAAAACAAUCAGUAAAUGUAGACCUCUUGGUGGUGUAAUUUUGCUCUCAAGGCAGGCAGUUAAGACACCGCUGUGCAAAAUUACUGAUACUUUAGUUUUUUUGUUUUGUCACUAUGUUAUCACAGCAAUUAUCAGAGCGUACUGCUAGUCAUUUUCAAUGCUACAGCCAAUUACUUACAUCAGUGCUUGUGAAUUCAAAGUACUGAGACAAACAGCAUGAAUUUAUGUUAGUUUUCUUCAUUAGUGGAGCAAAACACGAUUUGACCUGUUGUGUUUUCUUCUGCCAUGAUCAUGUUGCUUUGAUGGUACCCAAUGUGCUGUUUGAUUUUUCAAACGUUGUAAUGUUUUGCCUUUAAUCAUGCAUCAAAUACACCGAGCCGUACUGCUGUGUUGCAUUCAA
This is a messenger RNA of Thunnus maccoyii (southern bluefin tuna), 4121 nucleotides long. RefSeq names its product stonin-1. The record is from RefSeq and is a predicted model, not a curated record. NCBI's taxonomy places the organism in Eukaryota, Metazoa, Chordata, Actinopteri, Scombriformes, Scombridae. Gene Ontology annotation, biological process: synaptic vesicle endocytosis; transcription initiation at RNA polymerase II promoter; regulation of endocytosis. Gene Ontology annotation, molecular function: clathrin-cargo adaptor activity. The transcript has 11 exons. Gene Ontology annotation, cellular component: transcription factor TFIIA complex; AP-2 adaptor complex; synaptic vesicle. Bases 261 to 3656 code for a protein of 1131 amino acids.